Messenger RNA from Puntigrus tetrazona (Sumatra barb), 1308 nucleotides. RefSeq names its product liver-expressed antimicrobial peptide 2 (gene leap2). NCBI's taxonomy places the organism in Eukaryota, Metazoa, Chordata, Actinopteri, Cypriniformes, Cyprinidae. The coding region runs from base 87 to 365 and encodes 92 amino acids. The record is from RefSeq and is a predicted model, not a curated record. Gene Ontology annotation, biological process: defense response to bacterium; antimicrobial humoral immune response mediated by antimicrobial peptide. The transcript has 3 exons.
GAGGGUAUAUAAGACAGUACAUCGUCUCUGUCGUCAGUGUCGCUGUGAGCUCACUGUUACAGCUACUGAAACAUUUCUCGUUCAGCAUGCAGGGUCACAAUCACAGAGGGGCUCUUCUCGCCUGGUGCCUUGUGUUUUUGGUGUUUGUCCAGCAGGUGCACUGCAAUCCUGUGCCAAAGUCGGACACACCUUCGGCUUCUGCGCAGGAAGGUCAAAGGUCACCGAAGAGAACAGCUCGAAUGACCCCGUUAUGGAGAAUCAUGGGUACCAAACCUCACGGCGCCUACUGCCAGAACAACCACGAGUGCUCGACAGGAAUAUGCAGGAAAGGCCACUGUUCCUACAGCCAACCGAUUAAUUCUUAAAAUGAAGACUCCUUCCUUCUCUGAUCUGACGUUUCCACACCAUCGUGCACGACGAGAGCUUGAUUCAGUGAGCAACAGGAGGCAACCGAAUGUGCAAUGCAGUUAAUCAUCAGUUAGACAUAUAUUAAGCCACAAAUGAGGCAAUAGGUAAUGUUCUGCAAGAUUAUGCUUAUCAUAAGGUACAUAACACGUGGACUCUUUUGAGAGAGCAAAGAAAUUCAACAUAAACCUCAUAAUCCACCUGCUGUAUAAAAGAAGCAUUACGAGCGGGUUUUUUUCGAUAGACAUAUUACAGGUGGUGCUGGGAAGGUGAUACAGUGCAUGUUUUAGGUCAGUUUCCCUGAACCAGAUUAAGUCCAGUCCCCGUCCUGGAUGUCCAUAGAUCAGAGUGUGCUAAUAGCUCAUCUCAGGACUAAGCUUAGUCCAAACAUGGAAACUGGUCUGUAGUAUUAGAUCAUGUUACUUGUAAGCUAUAUAUGUAAGUGUAGGCAAACGUGUCUGCUAGUGCCUUAGCUCAACCCAAAUGUCGUUGAACCAAAGCUAGUUAGGAGAAAAAGGGACAGAGAAAGUGCAAAGGUUGCCAUUAUUGAUUGUGCCUAGAUAUUAUUAACCAUUUGCCUCCAUCCUUAGCCUUUAUUUGUUUGCUCACGUUUGUUUUAUUUAAUUUUAGACUCAUUUACCUGUCACUAUUUAUGUUUGUUAUAUACAAGCGUCUCCACCUCAUCUCAUAUCAGGAUUUACAAGCAUCGUUUCAGUAUGAGACUACUUAUUUAUUGUAUUUCUCUUUUCAUUUUGUAUGACUCAACAGUUCAUUUAAAGCUCUUUUUUAUGUAUCUGACUAUAUAUAUAUCACUAUUAGAUUUAUACGUUAUAUUUACUGUACUGUAACUUUAUAUAAGUGGACUUUGAGGUUCUGAAAUAAAACAUGUUCUGAGAAAAUGGC